Messenger RNA from Thermothielavioides terrestris NRRL 8126, 3717 nucleotides. RefSeq lists its product as uncharacterized. Gene Ontology annotation, biological process: TOR signaling; regulation of actin cytoskeleton organization. The transcript has 4 exons. The record is from RefSeq and is a predicted model, not a curated record. Bases 196 to 3621 code for a protein of 1141 amino acids. Gene Ontology annotation, cellular component: TORC1 complex; TORC2 complex. Gene Ontology annotation, molecular function: protein binding. NCBI's taxonomy places the organism in Eukaryota, Fungi, Ascomycota, Sordariomycetes, Sordariales, Chaetomiaceae.
CUAGCCUCAACGCUAGCCUCUAUGCGUGCGAACGACUGCAUUUCUGAUGGAAGCUAGGUGCGUAUGCAAUCGACGCGUUAUUUUGAUUGAUAUUUGUGUUUUUCUUUGCUUGACUGGUUUAUUGCUUUAUUACGCCGUUUUCCACGCAAGGAAUUCGUUGCAGUCGGUCGUUUGCCGGCUGCUGCUCAACGGCACAUGAGCUCGACGGUCACGGCGACCACUAUUCCUCCUACAUUGCUUCAAACCUCGCAGAUUGCGGCUCUAUACCCAGCGAAUGCCCAAUCUUUGUUAACCAGCCCUUCUAGGCCGCCUCCUCAGCCGCCGACCACCGCCGGCGAGGCUCCGACGCGGGUUGAGACCGCCUCGGAGCCUCCGAGAAAGCGAGCUCGGCACGACUCAAGCGUUGACCCACGCCUCGCCGAGUGCCUCCAGAAGCAGGUCUUUCCGCACGUCGACUUUCAGAUAUCGACUUUGCCGCCGGACAAAGUUGAUACUCUGAAGAUCGGCAAGCAGACUGUUGCGACCUUGACCGGGCCCGAAUUUACACGGGAGUAUACCCGUGGCAAUGGAACGCUCAGCGCAGAGUUCGAGGCCAAGCUGGCGGCCAGGGCGACCGCCCUUGUGCGCACGCUCUCCUGCCAUCCUGACUACCAGCUGACGCGUCCCACCACGAAUGCCGCGCCGUUACCCGUGUUGUCGACCGCGCCGCUCCCGCCACGCGUCGAAACCCCGGUUCCCGUGCCACGAGUACCCGACGGACCUCGAUAUUCGACGUCACCGAUCCCAGUACCUGCACACGACGUACCUCGAUAUUCGACGUCACCAAUCCCAGUCCCUGUUAUACCAGGUCGCACGUUGACGACAAAGGUUCCUAGCAAUGGGACCCAUCCACGUUCGCGCAGCUCUAGCGGAGCAACAUUGGUCAACCGUUCUCGAACACCUCCAGAGGUCAUUGUCCUUGACGAUGAUGACGAUGACAUUCCAGCCAAAACCGCAGUCGUCGACGCCCGCGCGAAGCCGCGACCCAAACCGGAACCGGCCGUGAUUCCGCCGCCGGCUGCAAGGCAUGAUGCCCAAGAGAGCCUGCCAGAAGAUGUGAGGGCGUAUGCCCACGAGCUAGUCUGGAGGGGACGAGUACCGGCAGGGGAUGAGCAGGGAAGUCAAUCAACUUCGAAGUGGUUCUCCAAACAAAGAAAACCAUAUAUCACUGCAGCGGACAGGGUGUCGGCUAUCGCAGGCGCGCAAAGCUUUGUCCACCUGGAUCCUCGAGAACUCACCAGCGCUUACGUGUUCCACGUCGAUUUCACCGUCGAUGAACUUCGGUACUUGCACACCCUGGCUCGACAGACGUUGAAGCUAUCGGCGGAGAAAAAAAGGAAAGAUCCCAAGAGAGGCCUUAGGUCGUUGCUAAAAAGGAAUCGCCACUUGAUUCCGGACAUUCUGGACGCCUUCGCGCGAGAGAAGCAGCUCCCGUGGAGGACUAGAACCGAUGUCGAAAAUUUGUUCCGUGAUCUGAUAGAUCGCCGGACAAGAUCCGACCCCGCUGUCCUGACCCUCGACAGAGACGAUUCAGACCGGCGUGGCGACCUGGUCCGGUCAAGCCGGAUCAACUCUCUCCUCUUUGCGAGAGAGAUUGCUGGGCAGCGUGGAGUUGGCUCGAUGAGGUGCCUCGACCACUUCAAUAACGAAUUCCGAAAAUGGCGUGAAGAUGGGCUUGAGAAACGAGCAGAGUGGACGGGAUGCGCGGGCGAUAUCUUCACCAUCACUUGGGUCUCCAACGACGGAUUCAUCUGUGGGACAACCGAGCACUCCGACACCCACAACCAACAGUACAACAAGCCCGGGAAUCUCGUCCUAGGAUCUUGCAGCGACAUCACCCUCCGUGCGUAUCCCGAGCAUCGAAUCGUCCGGCCUGUCGUAGAGAAGGGGGAGAACUCGACCGACGCCAUGCGACAGAGCCAGGACCCGUGGCUCUACUCUUCGGUGGUGUCGUCCGAUUACGACGCUGUCCACGACCGCGCCUUUACCUGCUCCUUCGACCGGACGGCGAAAAUCUGGAAGGUUGACAAAUCCGGGGCCUCGAUGCGUCUCCUGGGCGAGUGGGUGCAUGGGGGGAACGUCAACUUUGUUGCCGCUUCGAAGCACGAAUCUGGCAUGGUUGCUACGGCGGCUGAUGUCGCCUCGGAGGCCGUCCGCAUCUACAACGUCGACGAAGCCAACAUUUCUGGGAGCCCGUUCAGGUCAUACUCUUGCUCUCGCGUUACUGACGACAGAGGCAACACGGUAUCGACCGAGAAGUGGGCUUACUUCCCUGCUACCAUGCAGUGGGGCCUCUCUGACGGCGUUAAGCACCUCCUGCUUGUCGGAUACUCGCCGAGAAGCCGGACGGGCGAUGAUAAUGACAUCCCCGAACUUCGACGGGAUACAGGAGAGCUCUGUCUGUGGGACGGGCUCACUGGCGAGCGAUGGCGCGUCACCUCUGCCACCACGCAGAACGUCUUUGAAGUCCUGUGGCAUCCCAGCCAGCCGUGCUUCAUCGCCGCUACGUCGCCGUUGGGCCUAGAUCUGGAGCCUAGCGUGCGAACCCAGAUCAGGAUCUUCCGGCCUGCGGACAAGGAUGAGUUUGGCAUGAAAGCGUACAGCCCCGUCAUGGCGCUGGAUUGCACAGCCAUGGACAUCAACGAGUUGACAAUCAUGCCAAACAGCUUCUCCUUUUGCUAUAUUACCGCUGGGUGCACGGAUGGCAAUACAUACGUAUGGGACACGGCCCGCGGGGAGAAGCCUAUACAUAUCCUGCGCCACGGCGAGCCUAUCGACGAGUACCGCGGUGACAGGGAACGAGAGGACGUCGGUGUCAAAUUCACCGCCUGGGGCACUACCCCUGAUCGCUUCUACACCGGCUCAUCAGAUGGCGUCCUCAAAGUCUGGAAUGUCCGCUCGCUGAGUAGGCCGCUCGUACGAAACCUGCUAGAGGCCCCAGCGCCCAUCACAGCCGGCAUGUUCUCCCCGGACAAGUCGAGGCUCGUUGUCGGUGACGCUAGCGGUCGCGUGUAUAUGCUAUCGAUCAACGAGGAGAGGGAGCAGGCCCUCACAGCCAUCCAAGUCCCACUCCCAGGCUCGGGCUACAAGACCGUUUACCACGCGCCAUCGAUCAUCCCGCAUCCCGACCCCCCUGCGCCUACACACGACGCGCAGGGCCGUCCCAUUGUGGCCGAGACCGGCCCGGCCCUAGGCCGCGCCUAUCUUGCAAAUGGGCACCUCGAGCGCCAUCCUGACCCUACUAUUGGAGUUGUACAGGGCCCUCGAUACGCCGAAACAGGGCUCUUCCGCCGGGAGCUGCAUUUCUACGACAACCCGAGCCUCCCAUUGCUUGCAAAGACGGAGGCAAUGCAGCAGGAGGCGCUGAAGCCACGGCGAUCGUUCCUACCGACAAAGAAGAGGUGGGAACAAGCAUACAUGCUCCGGCCAGUGAAGGGUGUAGACAGUGUACAACACCUGCAUGCUAGGAACAGAAGGUUGGAUUUGGACAUUGAGAGAGCGCUGGAGGAGGCUAGGCUUGCCCUAGAGAGAGAGCGGAUCAACGAAAUAGGGGAUGAUGAUGAUCUCGACUUUGAGGACUAGAUAGUGCAAGCCCAGAGGGUGUGAUAGAGGAGAUCUUUGUUGUAAGGUUAGCUCGAGGUAAUAAAUUACUAAAAUUCACAAAAUACUUUCUCCAAA